Messenger RNA from Hydatigera taeniaeformis, 708 nucleotides. The record is from the annotation of a GenBank genome assembly. NCBI's taxonomy places the organism in Eukaryota, Metazoa, Platyhelminthes, Cestoda, Cyclophyllidea, Taeniidae.
AUGAAGGAGUGUGGCCUCCUCAAUGGUGCAGUGGCUGGCAGUGAGUGCAUGCAGGCGACGAGAGGAAGGGAGGGUGCAUUACCGCGUGUUGUAAGAGAAGAGUUGGUGGUGGGGGAGAUGACAUCUGAGGUGGCACAGCAUGGAAGUGGUAGAGGCAGUCAGACGUCACGCAUGAACGAUGGUGGCGAAGGUUGUGCUGAUUGUGAUGCAGUUGAGGGUGACGAUGAAUGGAGGAAGGUGAGGAUUGUGGAGGUGGGUUUGCGCAUACAUGUGAGAGUAGAGGUGGAAGCAUCGUACGGAGUAACUGCCAAGAAGUCACUAAUAUUCCAGUUGGUGCAACAACUGAAGGAGACAAUUUGUACUGCUGCUACUGCUGCUGCUGCUGCUCCGCCUCCGCCUCCGCCUCUGCCUCCUCUCCUACGACGAACACACUUUCUCACUCCACCCUCCCAUUCCAUCCCCCUUCUCUCUGCCACAGUGUACCCACCAACUCAUAGUCUGCACUCAAUAUUGCCCCCCACCCUGCCACCAGCCACAACGCCUCACUCUAUCACAUCGACGGAAUGUCAAGAACUGGAGCAAUUGUCGAGUGUCCUGCGUGAGAUUGGAGUGACACACAUGCAACGUGACAACAAAGCACAGUGGUGGUGUGUCGGGUGGAGUGGUGGUGGAGAUAAGUGCGACCAGCUGAAAACGUUGGGCGAGUGA